Anisakis simplex (herring worm) is the source of this 522-nucleotide messenger RNA. The record is from the annotation of a GenBank genome assembly. NCBI's taxonomy places the organism in Eukaryota, Metazoa, Nematoda, Chromadorea, Rhabditida, Anisakidae.
AUGCCCCUAAUAAUCACUUCGAUCGGUGGCAAUCUCGCUGUGAUCAUUGUUCUGUUACGAUAUAAAGUUUUGCGCAAAAACUCAUCAAACCUCCUUAUUGCUCAGCUUGGUUUGGCUGAUUUCAUUGUUGGUCUUGGUAUAUUCGUUCGAGCAGUUCAAAAUGAGAUGUCCAUAUUCAAUGCUAAUCACGUAUUUAACCGUGAUCAGUGCAUGUUAUUCGGAGCCACAUCUAUAUUUGGUAUUCUCUUUUNAUAUUCAAUGCUAAUCACGUAUUUAACCGUGAUCAGUGCAUGUUAUUCGGAGCCACAUCUAUAUUUGGCUGAAAGUAAAUGUUUAUCACUGAAUCGAUUGAUAAUCUGCUUGCUGACGUCAAUGUUAGUGUUUGGUGUGCAGUUUAUCGGUUUCCCGGACAGUAAACACAUUGCUUUAUGCUCAUCAGGUUGUUACUUUGCUCAUUCUUUGCUGUUUGCAAACGAUAGAAACAUUUUUGGAAUUAUUCACUAUCAGGUAGUAUUUAGAUAG